Oryzias latipes (Japanese medaka) is the source of this 4157-nucleotide messenger RNA. It is a transcript of the gene nes, whose product is annotated as nestin. Gene Ontology annotation, biological process: positive regulation of intermediate filament depolymerization. The record is from RefSeq and is a predicted model, not a curated record. Gene Ontology annotation, molecular function: intermediate filament binding; CCR5 chemokine receptor binding. NCBI's taxonomy places the organism in Eukaryota, Metazoa, Chordata, Actinopteri, Beloniformes, Adrianichthyidae. Gene Ontology annotation, cellular component: intermediate filament.
AGCCUCUUCCCUCUGUGUCUCUCCUCCCCUCAGGUCCCAGCCCCUUCAUUAAUCCCAGUAUGAAAGGGAAGCCUCUUGCUGGCAGCCACAUAACCAGAGCCUCCCUGGAGCUUCUCUCACACAGCAGGAAAACCCAACAACUCACAGCCUGAAUCUGGGAACCUCUGACUCAAGUUUUCUAAUUUGACAUGGAGCUCCACAGUAUAAAUCAAAUCUUCCAUCCUCACCACCUCGGUGAGGAGAAGCAACAGAUGCUGAACCUGAACCGACGACUGGAGACCUACCUGAACCGGGUCAAGCUGCUGGAGGGGGAGAACAUGAAGCUUGCUAAAGAGAUCCAAGCGAUGAGACACAGCGAUCAGGGACGCUCCGUGCUGAGGGAGGGCCUGGAGAAACAGCUGCACCAGGCGAGGCUGGACGUGGACGCAGCCUGGACGGACAGGGUCCUCACAGAGCUGGAAGUGGGUAAGCUGACAGAGGAGUUCGAAGCCCUGAACCUGCAGAGACACAGGGAGGCGGAGGCCAAACAAAUGGCCAUGAAAAACUUGGAGCAAAGCAGGAAAGAGUUUGAUGAAGAGAUGAGGGCACAGAUCUGGCUGAGGGAGAAGGUCAACCAGCUAGAACAAGAGAUGAGGCUCCUAAUUCAAACUCAUGAGGAGGAUGUGGCUCACUUAGAAACGGCACUAACCCAAUCCAGAACCACAGUCCCACCUGCUUUUACCCAGAAGAGCAACCAGACUCCAGACCUCAUCAAGAUGGGCCAGGAGUUCUCCCAAAAGGCCACCAGGGCAUGGCAGGAGGCAGCCGAGGCCUAUCAGGACCAGCUAGUUCGGCUGGAGGAGUCGCUCGAUCAGGCCAGGGGACGUUUGGCUCAGGUAAACCAGGAGAAGCAGGAGAGCCGGUUACAGAUUCUAGCUCUGGAGAAGGAGAUCGCCUCAAGUCAGGAUGUAAGGCAGCAUCUGGAGAAGACUGCAGCCCAACGGAGGGAUGAGUACAGCCUGGAGAUCCAGCAGCUCCAGAAGCACUUGGCGGGUCUGGAGGCGGAGAAGGAGCAGCUGGGUCAUCAGAUUGAUCACCUCCUUCAGGAGAACCGCAGCCUCAUGCAGAUGAAGAUCUCUCUGGGCCUGGAAGUAGCAACAUACAGAACUUUGCUGGAUGGUGAAAGACUCAGAGGGGAGGCAGGCCUGAUAAAGAAACCAAGAAAUAUUUCCUUCGCAGAUGCUGUCUUCAGUCCUCCUGGGCUUACAAAGAGUUACCACAACCAACUGUCUGCCCCCCGUAAGAGCACUUCCACCUCAAUUGUCUAUCCGGUGGCAGCAACCCCAGUGGCCUUCAGGAGCAGAAAUCCUGAGUGCAGCUUGACACAAGCAGCAGAUGUGUCAAAGCCAAAAACGCAUCCAAAAAGAAUCCCGGAUGAAGCAGUGAAAAAUGUUACACCUCAAGACAUUCAAGAGAACGUUGCAAAUGUUGAGCUUUUGUCGACUUCUAUAGACCAUAAAGCACCUGCUGCACCCUUGGAGGAAAAGGAUGGAGGCAGGUCAAGUAUGGUUGAGAGUCCUGAGGAAGUCAUUGAGUCUGCUGUAAGCUACCAGGUUGAGUCUGGACUCAGCAGUGAGCCGGAUUUCAGUGAUGAAGCUGGUCUGCAUCCUUUCCUGGAAAACAGCAUCGCAUUGAAGAGCAACAGAGCAAGAGAUGAACCCGGCAGUUUCUCAGAGGAUUUGGAAAAGGAAGUGAAAUUUGAAAAAGAAAGUAUGAAACAGCCAUGUUAUCCCACUGAAAAAGUAGAGGAGACAGAGGGGGAAGGUAGAGAUAAGGUAGAGCAGUUGGGAGAUUCUGAAACAGAGGCAAUCCUCAAACCAAGCACUGAGUGCAGAUCCAGCAGUGUGGACUCUGUAUGUCAACCUGUGGAAAGCCUUUAUACCCAAGAGAUGACGAGUGAUGCUGCAGGUGAGAGAAGAGAAGAAGUCAUGGAGGUUGAAGACAAGUUAUACCCUGAUGGAGAAGAGAUGGACACAUGGGACAGCGUGAUAGAGAGGAAGGUGGAUGAGAAGACAGAUGAGGAGCAAAAACAUGAAGAAAAAAUUCAACACGCUGAACCAGAAGAAGACAUUUCAGCAAAAGAGACAAAGCAUGCUAUGAAAGAAAUCAGUCAGGAUCCAAAUGUGGCCUCUUUACAAGUAAAUGACAGCCAACAUGGCUCAUUAGACCAGGAUCAUGCUCCUCCCUCUGAAAAUGACGGGGAAGACGAUGAUGAAGAGGACUCCCAGAACGUCUCUGUGUCCUGGAGGACUGAGUUGGAGGGCGACAGCUAUGCUCAAGACAACACUCUUGCUGACACGCGACCCCUGAUUCGAUACAAAAGUGAUGAGACCGACGCCCACACACAGGCGUCUCACCUGGACGAGAGCGAGUCGAGUGACGGGGAACAGGAGAGGAAAACGGGAGAGGCUGGAACGUGGAGUGAGGGAAAAUCAAAGACAUUUGGAACCAUGGAGGACCUGUGUGAAGAAGUGGAGGAUGAAUCAGUAGAUGACCAGUACAACCCUGAAGACAGGGAUGAGAGCCAGAGUACAGUGGUCAAUGAACAAGCUGAGGUGGCAAAUCUAGAAGAUGAAGACGGAAGUGCUAGAAAUGUUGAAAAAACUGAAGAGCUUACUGCAACCAAAGGACUAAAACUCGAAGAGGAGGAGCUGGAGAUGGACAUACUUGUGGAUGAAGAGUUGGAAAAUCUGAGUUCCAACACAAAUUUUUUACAGUGGCAGGUCAGCGAGGAGAACCAAGAUCUGAGCCUCAACAAUGAGCAGAAGGAGUCUGAGAAACCAAUACCUGAGCAUCCUGAGCACACGUCACCCUCUACAACUGAAGACCAAGCUUCUGAAACAGCCAUGCUCAAUGGUUCCUCGGUGGAAGAACAUGAUGUUGAACCUAAAAACAAAGAAGCUGAAGAGAAGCCAGCUGGACAUGGGCAAGAAAUGGAACAGAACUUAUUCUCUUUAAUGUGUGCUGAUGGAAAAAAAGAUCAUUCAGCCUUUGGUGCCUUCAGCAUCAGCUCUGAUGUGGACAAGACAGUGGAAUCCGAAGAUCCUAAAUCUGCGGUGGCUUUUACAGAAGAUGAAAUAGAAAUUCAGGAUGUGGUCAGAAAUGAGGUCACAGAGGUUCUUCCUGGAGAGAAAUCCCAGAAGCCACAAGAGGAUGAAGAUGAAGGAGAAGAAUCACACAUGUUUCCUGAAAAUGCAGAAGCAGCAGAAUGGGAAAUCCUAGACGACCCAACAUACGAUUAUAAAAUAGAAGAUCAUGAUAGGACUUUCACCGAUCAAGAAUCAGCAGAUUACAAUCCUGAAAGUCAUGAAGAUGCUGCUGAGAAAGUGGAAGAAGAAACGGACAUCUUCAUAGUCAGUGCUCCAUCAGAUAACAAACCACCGGAUUUCUUCUCCUCGGGUGUGAAGAACGACUUCUGGGUGUCCUCCCUGGAGGGCGGGGCUGCAUACGAUGACACCUGCGAGGAAGCAGAAGAGCAAGGAGAUCAGAAUCAAGGGUUUGCUGAACCCCCAAAUGUGGUUAAUGGCCACUCCAUGGUUGUUGCUGACUCCUCCAAACCUUUAGCUGCUGUGAAAGAUCAGACAGAGGUUUCUGUGGAAGCAAAGAAGGUUUGUCAAAGAUAUUUUGAGGGGGAGAUGAUUCAUUCUGAGGACUCUGAAAAUGAGGCCGAAUCGUGGUCAUCUGGAGAUGAAGCAGCAGCAGAGAGAAAUCCUUUUUUAGACACUACAUAUUAGUUGUGUUGUGUUUCAAGCCCAAAGUUUCAGCAAAACAACCAACAACAGGCUGGUUCUUUAGUGUGCAUGUGGUAGAAUAGCACUUUCUGCAUGAGGAAUGAGCAUCAAGACAGAACAAAGGAGAUGAUUUGAAAGUCAGAACAGUAUUGAUCACGGCCUAAUCAGACUUUACUAGGAAAAUGGAAAUCAAUGGGAGACGAAGGUUUGAGAUCCUCAUAUAGCAGCUCUUUCAUAGUGAAAACUAGCGUUUGCUUUGGUUAAUUAGUUCAGUUUUACUUGUGUUUGCAUGUUUUAGUCAUUAAGAAGGACAGAUUUUUCAUUUUUAUCCACCCAGAUCUCUGAUUUAUGGUGUAUACAGUGCAAAAUAAAACAAAGAUUUGAGAA